CCUGCUGCCCAGUUCUCAUGUUCCAGCAGCAGAGUAAAGCUAGUCAACAAAACUGCCAGCAUGGCAGCAAUACACUUCUACCGGCAAGGCCUUUUAUUACUUUUAUUUAACUUUAUUUCAACCGCAGCCUUUGAGAAAAGGUUCUCAGACUUUAAAAGAUGCGCCGACGAGGAGUGCAGCAUGCUUCUAUGUCGGGGAAAAGCUGUGACAGAUUUCUCUGGACCUGACUGUCGGUUCCUGUCAUUCAAGAAAUCUGAAACUAUCUACGUAUACUACAAACUGUCAGGAAGAAGGGCUGACAUUUGGGCUGGAAGUGUUGGAAGUCACUUUGGCUAUUUCCCAAAGGACCUUCUUGCUGUCAACCACCUUUAUACUGACAAAGAACUUGAAGUUCCAGCAGAGGAAACAGAUUUUGUCUGUUUUGACACUGGAUAUGACAAGUUUGACAAUUACAACGUAGAUUUGCUCUUAGGCAUGUCAGUGGAGAAAAAUGAUAGUGAGAAUACUGAAACGCCUGGCCAAAUCCAAGGGGCAGAGGGCACACAGAAAACAACACAGCCAUCAGAGGAGGAAGCAUCUCCAAGUGAAAAACCAACUGAGGAUCAUGAUAGCUCAGAGGAUCUUAAUGAAGUUGAUGAUGAGUCCCAUACAGCAGCUAUACCUGAUGCUACUGAACGAGCUACAGAAGAAGAAGUUGAGCAAAAACACGGGCUAGUGUCUGUAUCAGAAAUGAAUGACACCAAAGAUACACCUACAAAGUCUGAAGUGGAAUCUAUGCCAAAUUAUGAUUUUGUUUCUGAAAAUGAAUCCGUUUCUGAAGGAGUGCAAAUUCCUGAGGUGAAAACAACCCUUGGAACAACUUUUGAUGCUGUCAUCACUGAAGAAGAAAUCACAAAGAAAGUUACCUCAUAUGAGGAUGAUGACAAUGAAGAUUUGGAAAAUCCUCCCAAAGAUGUUGUUGAUGUUGAAGAGGAAACUCCUCUGCUGUCUUUCUCUGAAGAAACCGUAAACAGUCUGGAAACUGAUUCUCUUAAAAAAAUGGAAAGUCCGCCAACAACACAAGAUGAUAUGUCAAAGACGUCAGAGGAGAAGACCAUAUGGUCGUCACUUGGAGAUACCGUAUUUUCAGUUGUCACUGGGGGAGAGAUGCCAGCACUAGCUUUGAGUGUAGAGGAAGAGGACAAUGAUGAGGAUGAGGAGUAUCAUGAAGAAGACUCUCCUGCAGAAGUUCCUUGGAGUUUUGAGGAAGCAAAGAGAGAGCCACUACCAAAAGAAUUCCAAAAAGAGUUUAAGAACAUCCAGCCAGAAGAUCAGCAAGAAGAUCCUUCUCAUCCUGGCUCUGUACAGACAGAUGUUGAAAAAACUUCCAGUCUCUCUGACAAACUGUUGUUUGACCAUGAUGAUGAGAAUGAUGGAGAAGUGAUGGGACAUGAGAAGGCUGGGGAUGAAACAUUAGAACUAACUGAUGAUCUGAUACACCAUAAAGAAAAUGAAAUGAGUGUACCAUCAGUAGAUCCAAUACCACAGGACAUUUUAGGCAGCCACGAGUCUGAAAAUUCUGAUAGUGAAACAACACAGAAACCCACUGAGGACAUAGGAGAGGGGAUGUCGAAGCAUUCAGAGGUCAAAGAGGACAAUGCAAAUACAGAGUUCGGUAGGGUUGAGCAGGAUUUAGACAAUGCAUUAGAUGAAAGCAAAACAAUGACAGAUCAAGAGCUGGCCAUUACUGUAAAUACAAAAGAUCAGGACCUGCUCACCCAAGAGAGGCAGUCAGAUUCUUCAGAGGUCAAAAAUAGUGAAAGUAUAGCAGAUGAUAGCCUGCCAGAUGAUAUACACAAACAUUCAAUGACUUAUUCAGAAAGUAAUAACAGUCAAGUAGAAUUACCUAUUGAGGAACCAGAGGCCUUUGAGGAACCACAUACAGGGAAAAGAGAAGAUGAAAAGGAUGCCGAGAUGGAAGAGAGAGAAGAAUUACUUGAAGAUGAAAAUGCACUUUCUUUCUCACUGUCAGAUACUUCACCUGAAACAAGUCUACCCCCUGUGCCAACUCCAGAGCCAGAAUACAGUGAUAACAUAAUGAGACUGAGUCUGCUGAGAGACCACUUCAUAGAGGAGAACAUGGAGCGGUUCCAAAAGCUUCUGGGUUUGAAAAAUCUCUUUAAAUUGGAGGCCAUGUUUUCUGAUCUGGACACAGAGUUUCAGGCGAUUCAUCUGACACACACAGGGACUACACAGGGCAUUGAAAAUGUGCUUGAGGCUAUCUUUGAGGCCUCAGAGAAUGCUAUCUUGGAUGAGAUUGAGAAGAUGCUGGACAGCCGGGACACAAAGCGCAACUAUAAUGACCAUAUGGACUCAAGUGUUUUGGAUGAGGAAACUGAAAUACUGGAUGACUUUCAGGAGCUUGCUUUCAGUUUACGACAAAAGUAUUCAACAGCCAGUGACAGUACGGCAUUAGCAACAGAAAAAUCUUCAGAUUUUGAGCAAGAUAAACAUGAAUUAAAUGUUGAAGAGAACACCCGUCCCAUUGUUGAAGAAAAAUUUGACAGCAUUCCUGAAACCAAGAGUGAUGACAACCUCACAGCAACCGAGCAUGAAGAAAGGCCAGCUGAGAUUGAGGAGCGGAUAGUUUUGGACGAGGUACCCACUGGAUUAGACGUCAGCGUGGAGGAGGAUGGCGGGCACUUUAAUAAAAAUAAGGACAAUCAACCAGGCUUCAGUGCAUCACAUGAGUUGCCAAAGGUCUCUCAAGCCAACCUGGAACAUCCCCUUGACAUGGGCCUUGGUAUUGAGGUUGAGCAGUCAUCCUCAGGAUCUAUGGACUCAACGGAGCCAGUGUCUGAGAUUCACGAAGAAGAAGUGGGAUUAUUCUCAACUGGAAUUGUUUACACAGGCAGCAUCCUUUCACUGAUCAAGAAUAAAACUGCCGAGUGGACCGUUUUGAUGAUUUCAUUAUUGCCAGAAGAGUGGAAACCAGGGGAAACUUUGUAUGGCUGUCCUUGGCAAGCUGUUGUCAUCACUGCUUUAGCUGGAGUUGUUACCUUCAUCCUCUUCUUCUGGAGGACUGUGUUGGCAGUAAAGAAGAGUGAAUACCUUGUGGACGAAAAAGGGCUUACAGAGCAAAUACAUGCACUUAAAAAAGAGAAGAAUGAUACUCUCACCAAAAUGUCUGAACUACAAAAACAGGCUGAUCAACUGAAAGAAAAUCAAAAACAGUCAAAAGAAACAGUUAGUUGUACAAUGAAAAGGAUGCAAGAUCUUGAGAGUAAGGUUUUAGAGGCAGAGACACUGAAUGAACACAUGGCUGAGGAAAAGAACAAAUAUGCAAAACUACUUGAAGAAGCGCAGGCAAACGCUCUCAAAAAUGAAACUAGGAUUGAAAAAUUAGAGAAGACCAAUGAAAAGCUGCAGCUGAGCAGGAAAAAGAUUCAGGAAGCCCUCACUAAGACUACUGUUCUCCUGGAUGAAGCAAAGAUUUGUGAAACCGCCAGAAAUGUUCAACACAAAUGUCUUGAGAAAGAGUUUGCUGCAUUAAAGGAUGAAAACAAAACACUUAAGGCUACUAUUAAAGGCUGGGAGGACAAACACAAGGAGCUAAAUGAGAAGAUUAAAGUCUAUCAAAAGUCCCAGAAAGAGCUGGAGGACUCUGUGGUGCUCAAAGAUCACAAUGUGGAGGUGUUGUCUGAACUUCUGGCAGACCUAGAUGCUUGUGAUUUGCAAAAGGGUGACACCAAAGUUUUAGCCAAUGGUGAAGUCGUAUCUGAUAAGAAGACAGCCAUAAAGAGUAGAAUUAAACAGAUGAUGGAUGUUUCUAGGGUCCAGACCACUCUCACUGUAGUUGAAGAUGAGCGCGAUCGCUUCAUGGCAAAACUGCUGAAUGAAGAAAAGUCUAGGAAGGCUUUGGAAGAACAACACCAAGAGCUGGAGCAUGCAAUUGCAACCUUAAAGAGUGAAAAAAGCCAUGUGGAAAACCAGUUCAAGAUCCUCCAGCAGAAAAAUGAAAUCAUGGUUGAAAUGUACCAGCAGAAGGAAAACGCUCUGCAGCAGAAACUAACAAAAGAGGAGAUGGAGCGACGCAGCAAAGAGAAUCUACUAUCUGAGGUGGGAGGAAAAGCUGUGGAAGCCGAGGAGCAGGUUAAAGUCUUGAGACAGCGCAUUAAUGAAAUGGAGGAGCAGAUGAAAAAGACGGAGGAAGUCUAUAAAGAACAGAUAAAAGAACAGGAAAACAAAACUCAUUCAAACUGGGUGAAUGCUCGUAAUGCAGAGCGAGCUCUGAAUCAAGAGAAGCUUGAAUCAUCAAAGCUCCGGGAAAAACUGGCUAUACUUACCUCCCAGCUUAAUGAGCGGCGUGCUCCUCUGUUCAGGCCCAACUCUGGUCAGCCUGCAGGCCCUUGCCAAGGUGAUUCAUAUGGGCCCUCACCUGUAAGUGGGGGUGCACCGUCCCCACCAUUAAUGAUAGAGGGUCCCAGGCGCCCUCCUUCUGCCCCAGUUGGGCGAAGAAUUGACCCGUAUGACAUGAUGGGGCCUCGUAGCUCAUCUCCAGCCAACUUGGAUGGACCUGUACCUGGAUCCUUCAUAGCAUCACCAAUCAGGGACUCAUCUGGCCCUAAUGUCCAAGGACCUCCACCUGGCCCUGGACCUCACAAUCCACUGCUCCCUCCUGGAGCCCAUGGCCGUCUUCCACUACCUGGACCUUACAGGCCACAACGACCAGGACUUUACCACCUCCCACCUGGCCCUCCUCUUCCAAAUGUACCUCCUCCUUUGCAUGGGCCUCCAUUAACAGCCAAUGGACACCCAGGUGUACCAUUGGCUGGGCCAGUAGGAGGAGAGUUUGGAGCUCGACCAGCCAAUGAACAUACAUUCCACCCCAGACCAGGCCCUGUGCAUGAUCCUUGUGGUCCACUACCACCACACUUCCGUCCCCCUCCACCUCAUCACUUUGGACCGAUGCCUCCACCACACGGUGUCCGUGGCCCUGUCGGACUAUGUCCACCCAUCCCUCCUGACAUGCGCUUCUCAGGGUCGCGUGACCACACCAGUCCACCAGUGAACUUGCCUGCAGGUGUCCAACCACAUCCUGUACAUCCAGGUGAUGCGUAUGGUCAGGCUGCACCAAAUGCCCUCCAGAACUCAGCAGGAACUCACAAUGUCCCUGGACAGGAUGUGCAUGUGAAGCAGGAGGCCCUUCAUGACUCGGCAAGGCCAGCAGUGGUCAAGCCUUAAAAAUGCCACCAGCUGCAUCAGAGGACUUGAACACCCCCAUAUUCAAAUCUAUUACAAUAACAAAUUAGAUCCAGUGAAGCAUUGAUCAUAAUUGUUUUCAUAUUUCUGUUAUUAAAAAAGUGCUUUGUUCAUUAAAAACAAAACGCUUAGAGUGAAGAAUCAUCAAUAAUUAUGUGUCUGAAAUCAGUGAGUUGAGAGGGUUGCCACUUUUAUAAACAGCUUACUGUGCAAUAACAAUUAUACUUAAGAGGACGUUCGUUUGUGUUGAUCUUUUAAAACAAAUAAAUAGAAUGAUUUUUAAAGGGCAAUUUUUGAAAUGUCAUUUCCUGUGGAAAUUAUUUUAAAAAAGGAAUAGGAAGUCGGUUUUAGUUUCUAGCAUUUCAGGAAUACCAUAAUUUCCCAAAGCUGUUGCUUUAGUAUGACCUGUAAAGCAAAUGUGUAAUUUGAUGGCCAAAUGUAUAACUUAUUUUACUAUGUUGGUAGACGUUUUAAUAAUAAAGAAUGUAAAAGCU
Amphiprion ocellaris (clown anemonefish) is the source of this 5735-nucleotide messenger RNA. It is a transcript of the gene mia3, whose product is annotated as MIA SH3 domain ER export factor 3. NCBI's taxonomy places the organism in Eukaryota, Metazoa, Chordata, Actinopteri, Pomacentridae. The record is from RefSeq and is a predicted model, not a curated record. Gene Ontology annotation, biological process: endoplasmic reticulum to Golgi vesicle-mediated transport; protein secretion; vesicle cargo loading. Bases 61 to 5223 code for a protein of 1720 amino acids. The transcript is spliced from 26 exons. Gene Ontology annotation, molecular function: protein binding. Gene Ontology annotation, cellular component: endoplasmic reticulum membrane; endoplasmic reticulum exit site.